GUAAAGUUCGGUUAAGUUAGGUUAGCUAACUCAAGUUAACCAAGAUAGGUUGCGGCAACCAACGUGGUUUCACACUGUCUCGGAAAUGGUCAUGCGCGCUACUGCAUCACUAUGCAUUACUAGGCACUUAUAAUACCUUGUACCUAACCCGGAUAAUGGCGGGAAGCUACCGAACUGGCGAUACGUUUCGGCACUAUCAAGCCUUGGGUCAACUCACCGUUGAUAGCCAGGAGCCUCUACAAACUGCAGAGACAACUGAUCAGUAUCCCCUAGGCUGGAAUCCGUCUGGAGCCAGUCAAGAAACCAGUCAAGAACAGGAAGCCAGUCAAGAGCAAACUGACCAUCAAAUUGAUCAACGUGUAGAAAAUUCUGGAAGACAAGGAAGAAAGAGAAAGUCUCGUCAAUUUUCUUAUGAAGAAACGACGUGCCUCAUCAACCUGUGGUCACACUCGCGAAUACAGAAUCUCCUGACAAAGCCUGGUAGCAAGAGCAAAAUAUGGCAGGAAAUAUCACAAGAUCUAGCCAAACAUAAGUUCAUCAGAACACCAGAGCAGUGCAAAGAAAAAAUAAAUAAUCUAAAAAAAGAUUACAGACUGGUCAAGGAUCGAGUAAGAAGAAGUGGAGAAGGAAAUACAACAAGUGAUUUUGCGUACUAUGAUGCUAUGGACAUGGUGUUAGGUGACUGUCCAUCUGUGUCACCUACUAAUCAAGGGCGUCACAUGGGUCCCAAAAGUGGGGGGGCGCAAAUUUGA
This is a messenger RNA of Corticium candelabrum, 752 nucleotides long. Its product is annotated as zinc finger protein with KRAB and SCAN domains 2-like. The coding region runs from base 156 to 752 and encodes 198 amino acids. The transcript has a single exon. The record is from RefSeq and is a predicted model, not a curated record. Lineage: Eukaryota; Metazoa; Porifera; Homoscleromorpha; Homosclerophorida; Plakinidae.